Opisthorchis viverrini is the source of this 1565-nucleotide messenger RNA. RefSeq lists its product as hypothetical. The transcript is spliced from 4 exons. Bases 33 to 1013 code for a protein of 326 amino acids. Lineage: Eukaryota; Metazoa; Platyhelminthes; Trematoda; Opisthorchiida; Opisthorchiidae. The record is from RefSeq and is a predicted model, not a curated record.
AGGCAGUUUGACUAUGUUCAAAUAGUUCUAAGAUGUCGUGCUCUCAAGUGACAGCUGAGUUUUCUGGAGAAAAAUUUCGUCUCUUCUUCCCCCAUCCAUCUGCAUUUGCUGUUUGGCGCUACACCUGCUUCACGGCAUCCAGAGGUUACUACGUUUAUCGUGUCCUAUGGGCCUCGCUAUUCAUAUUACUGGUUGCUCUUGAUUACCUCUGGAUAAUUGGGUUUGCCGGCGCGGGGAAUGAGAACACAAUCUCUGCUAGCCUUGAUGCCUCCCAACUGGCUUUGACAGGUCUUUGCUUGGCCUAUGUCCUCUUUGCUUGCGUUACUGCCAAAUGGAUGCAAAUAAAACUAGAACCGAAUGCUGAACAGCUGCUGUGCUACAAAUUUCCUUGGUUCCUCUACACAUACUUCGUGAACUCUGUCUACGUAUGCAUGAUUGUCUUCUGGGUUUCAAAAGGCGGUAGUUCUACUCUUGAGCAGAUGUUGAAGCAGUCCAUUCCUGGAUUUCUCAUCCUAUUUGACCUUUGUCUAACCAGUGUACCUUUCUAUCUGUGUCACUUUAUCUACGUCAUUCUCGUCAACCUGGUCUACUUGGGUAUUGCUGCUUUGAGCAUGUUUCUGAGUUACGAAUUCGGAUUGUCCGACAAAAACUCAAUAGGCCCGUCAAAUCCAACGAUUUGGAUCGGUGGUUAUGCUCUGUUCCCGAACGGAUACAGCGACUUCACCAACGUGCAUCGAAUCUUAUCUACGCUGUUUGGUAGUAUGGCUCUCUCCCUGACUGUACACUGUAUCCUAUUGUGCGCGGUCAUUGCACGUGACUUCCUUGCCAGUCUGUUUGGUCGUAGCACUGAAAGUUAUCUCGGGGAGGAAUUUUUGUUCGCCACUUCUGGAGAUCUGUUCAUUCGUGAGUCCCCGUCCACCGCAUCUGUAUCGUCUACUCCCCGGCAAGAGAAAGCUCCACUUUACACCGAAAACAGCGGUUACGACGGCGUUCGUGACCAAACACCCCAGUGAUUUGAUGACUCAUUCAUUGGUAUCCUUACGUUAGAAGAUUGUUGGAGCUUAUCAGAAUAUGUAGUGUUUACAGGUUGUGCUCUUACGAUUACCUUCAUCUUAUGUUAAGGGAGAGUGAUUUGCCACCCUUUUUUCUCUUGCAAGCAUCCCACAGACACCAAACCACCAUUUUAUCAAGAUUACUUGUUUGCCCCUUUAAUCACCGUUCUCCAUCAUGUCGCCCCGGUCUUCUUUUACACGGACAUUUGGGUAGUUUCUCCCACACUACGGUGCUGCCUCGUGCAUUGUUAACCUAAAGAUGACAGUGAGUGUGAUGGAAUUCAUUUUAUAACUUCACCCGACUUUGGUGCCCAUACAUACAGUGAAUUGAUCCUCAUUGUCUCCAAAACGAUGUGAUUGUACUCCCGCCUUCGUCUUUUCCAAGGAUCAUCACCGGUUCACGUCAUCUCGCUCGUCGUUUGGCGCCAUCAGUUUUAGGAAGCGACUGGAGAAUUACUUUUAAUGUUUUUUUUCCCAUGAUCAAUCACCAAAUAUAUUUUGGUUCAAUCCUCU